Molecule: messenger RNA, 546 nt
Organism: Dendrobium catenatum
Lineage: Eukaryota; Viridiplantae; Streptophyta; Magnoliopsida; Asparagales; Orchidaceae
Exons: 1
Coding region: 1-546 (181 amino acids)
Source: RefSeq, a predicted model, not a curated record
AUGGAUGUGUGUCACAUGAUUCUUGGGCGUCCAUGGCAAUUUGACGCUAAUGCCACAUAUGAAGGCCAAGCAAACGUGUAUUCACUGGAUUGGAAGGGUAAACGAUUGCGGUUAUUACCACACAAUGCUGACUCCGUUGGCAAGGAUGAUAAGGGCAAGGCCGCGGCAUAUCUAGUGUCCGGUCAUAUAUUAUUACAAUCUCUUCCCGAAGAUGUUCCAGUCCUAGCUCUCGUGGCCGCUGACAAUCACAAGCACCAGGACCUGCACGCCGUCCCUGAAGCAGUGAAUCAGCUCUUAGCUGAGUUUGCUGAUAUUGGUCCUACAGAGUUACCUGCCCAUCUACCGCCACUUCGCACCAUUCAGCAUCAAAUUGAUCUUAUUCCCGGAGCUUCCUUGCCCAAUUUGCCUCCUUAUCGAAUGAGUCCUAAAGAACACGCUAUUCUUCAAGAUAUUAUGGAUGAUCUAUUGAAACGGAAACUCAUCCAACACAGCCUCAGCCUGUGCACGGUACCCGCGUUGAUCGUACCCAAGAAAGACGGGCAAUGA